This is a messenger RNA of Serendipita indica DSM 11827, 2739 nucleotides long. Lineage: Eukaryota; Fungi; Basidiomycota; Agaricomycetes; Sebacinales; Serendipitaceae. The record is from the annotation of a GenBank genome assembly.
AUGUCCUCCAAAGAGGACAUUCUGCGACUUGUCGCAGAGUUUAUCAAGAAACACACCGCCAGUCAGCCCAAGGAUCUCCAGCGCAUUAUUCUUGGCGUCGACCAAUUUCCACCCGAACCUGAAAUUCAUCUUCCCUUUACGACAUGGGACUUUCUCGCCGGCAAUCCGACCUUUGCCUCACCGUCCAACAUCAGACAGUUUAUCGAUGCCGGAUGGAAGCUAACCACAAACAUCUCCCACAACUUUACCUUCCUCGCUUAUAUGUUUGCAAUUCCGAUUUUUGCGACAAUUUCCAUUGGCCUCAUCACCAACUUGCUCGUCGUGCCCAAGUCUUUUCGCCGGUCCAAUGCCUGGUGUGGCCUCGCAACCAGUCCAAUCUCCGUCUUAAUCCUCAUCACUACUCUCUUCGGUAAUGUUCCCCUGGUCACCUUUUACCCCGGGUACGCUCGCCCGCUCCUGCCGCCUCGCCAAGUCCCCUUUGGCCAGUAUGACGGUGUUGUCGCCCAAUUGCUUCGCGGUGCUGCCGUCUACGAGGCUUUCGAGCUCUUUGUUGUCAUUUGCUACGCGUUCUUCCGUCGUCGUCGCCCCGACCCCUCUCCCCGAGCCACCCUCAUGGCCUGGACAGUCCGGAUAGUCGGCUUCGCCUUGCGAUUGUGGUUCACUCGCGUGUCUAUUGACACUGCCACGAGCCUCAGUCCAAGUGGAGCUUAUUUCUGGAAGUGGGGGUCGUAUACGCUGCACACCGAGACCGUUCCUCAGACAGCAGCCGAAUUUUGGGACGACCUCUACAUCGCGUCGGUAUAUUUGAUCACAACGUGCUCCUUGGCGGCAUUUGUGGUCCAUCGAAAAGUAGAGAUUGAGAUGUCUAAGCUACAAAAAGGGACCAAUGUUGUGCGGCCGUGCUUCAACAUUGCGUGCCAGUUGGACAAGGUUGCCGUCACCGACUGGGUUCCCAAGUCCCUCUUCGAAGUCGAUCACGCGUGGGCCCUGGCCAUAGAGGAGACCAUGCAAAAGGAUAUUACCGAGCUGCUCGCCUCCAAACAGAGCCUCAACCAGCAGGCGCUCCGGGUCCAGCGAAACAUGUACGAGGAUCGUGCAAGAUGGGCAGAAAGUCACACACGCGUGCUCGAAUACCUACAUGAUCUCGAGGAGUCGAGAGAUACCAUCGAACAAUACGAACGCGACUCGGAGAAGACAUACGAACUGUCAGAAAUGGCCCAACAGGCAGUGGCAAAACUGACGGUGAAAGUGCACGAGUAUGAACGGCGCAUAGCCGAUCUUGAAAGCGCCUACAAAGCUGAAAUUGCCAAUUGCCACUCAAUGCUCGCAGAAGCCGAGCAGAACAACCGCAAUGUGCUUGCAAAGGUCACUGCAGUUGUCGCGGCUGGUAAUCUUCCGCCUUCAGUUUUGAAGAAAGUCUCUCCACCCCCGGCUCCUAUCCGAGAACCUCGUGUGUGCGACCAAGCGCUCGUACUCACCACCUCUUGCGACCAGGAACCAAUGGAGAUGACGCCUACAAACGAUUUUGGCGAAACUUAUCAGAAUACCCUGCUGAACCACCCGGUGUUCCAACCCAACUAUGCGUUAGAACGAGUAAAAAAGCGGCUCGGUAUUUGCGUCAAAUGCGACUCGGAACAUUUCCUCCCCACGGUCGAAGUUCCAGCUAUCAAGGAAGUGGGAGCUGGAUUAUGGUCAAAGGUCGAAAAGUUUUAUCAUCGCCAGGAGUACAAUGUGGUUAUGGAAAACCGGUAUCGGAAUCGACGCCACUUUACAAUAAAUGAAAUGAACCAUGUUCGCGAGAUGUUUGAAACCUGGAUCAAGACUACGGAAUCACAAGAACAACGCGAGCGUGCGAUACGCGUCAGGAAUGCCAUCUUUGAACAGGAAAAUGAGCUCCUUGUUCCGAGACAUACACCCUUCCUGCCCGUUCUUCUCGACAUGGCUGAAGCGUCAAAACCAGAGGCUCCUUUUAUCAUCUUCACCGAACUCAGCCCGUGUGCGCUCUCGCAUGCUUGUGGGUACACCCCAUGCGAGGUCCUUACGGGCAACUCGGAUCAGCCUUGGCAAUACUGGUUGCUGGAAUGGUACCCACAAAAGACGUGGCACAGGCUGAAGGAUGUAGCGAGAGAUGACCAAUCCCACCGAUACCAAAUAUGCAAAGAUUAUCAUGCGACUCUCAAGCGCUAUUUCGGUGAUCGUCCAGAACUUUUGCAGCGCAUUACGCCAAAGCACGCAACGAGUAUGGGUCUAAAGUGGGAUUAUACACUCCUAUUCCGAAGGGUCAUGGAAAAUCUUGGACUUAUCCCGUUCCGGCACAAAAGUACAAUAGGCACAUUCCGGCCCGUCCACGUCAAGUGCGAGGAUGGUACGACGCGUCUCGAGCUUCCACCAGAUUGGGAGUUACCGGAGCUCUGUCCUCCUCUUCGGUACGGCCAUCCGGAUUUCAUGGUGGAUCUCGCCGUACGAGUCAGAUGGCGGCAACGGCAAAUCGAACUCGGACAACGCCCUCUGCUCAUCGAUACUCUAUUAGAACCCCCCGAGCCUGCGCCGUCCCCUAGGUUGGAACCUGCGGAGCAGGCUUCCGAGUCUUCCUCACCAUCCUCCCCAACACCUCGAACGCCUCCUUUGGACCGAGUCGAAGGUGCCCUUCCUGAAUACCCAAACCCGUCAUCAUCAUCUAUCAAACCCCAACCUGCUCCGAGUGAAGACUCGCCUGGGACACACUCGGAGGAAUUAUAA